GGAAAGUUAUCAUAAAAGCUCAGUUUUCUUUUUCAAGUCUUAAUUCUAAAGGUUGUUGUUUCCGUGCUAGGAAAACUCGAAGCAUUUAUUUAUAAUAUUUGAGUAAAAAAUUAUUUUUUAAACAGGAUAGAUCAAAGCAACUAUAAAUAUUUGUUUUUGUUUAUGAUUUGUACGCAAUACCAAAUUACGUUUGCUAUUUAAUAAGGCUGUCAUUCAUAACGCAGUUCACAUUGACAUUGACAUUGUGAUUGACGACUUAAUUGCUUCCGCAAUGAUUUCAAUUAAAUUACUACUCAUCAUUAUAGCUUGUUUUGAAUACGGAAUGAUGCUAGAAUUUGCAAAAGACUAUUAUAUGCCUUGCUGGAAAUGGGGAGUGUGCAAAGCAGAUGACGCAAUUUAUGCAAAAAUACGCAGUUGUUAUGCAUCAGUGCCUGAAAAAGAGAGAAUUGAAAUUACCAAAAAAGCCUCAGAAACUGGAGUAUUUGAAUAUCCUUCAGAUUUAGAUGAGUUUGGCGUAAAAUUUUGUAAGCAGGAAAAAGAUCUACAGAAUCGUAUUGCUGUUGAACUUGGCCGAAUAGGUAUAGAUAAGUACUCCGAAUUUUGCGCUAACCCCUCCACUGUCGAUGAUUGUGCUCGAUAUGAAAAAGUGAUGAGAUGUCUCAAUGAUAACCUUGAUGAAUUGCAUGCAGAAGAGUUUUGUUAAAAUUUUGUCAUGAUCUGUAUUAAUGUAAAACUGCUUAUUUUUGAUUUCCUUUAUCAAUUUAUGAAAUAAAAAUUAUUGUUCUG
This is a messenger RNA of Parasteatoda tepidariorum (common house spider), 786 nucleotides long. RefSeq lists its product as uncharacterized. NCBI's taxonomy places the organism in Eukaryota, Metazoa, Arthropoda, Arachnida, Araneae, Theridiidae. The record is from RefSeq and is a predicted model, not a curated record.